AUGGUGGUAUCAAGCGAUUGCAGAUCAUUCUUUGCUUGGCAGAACGAGCGUCUAGCAUAUUUCCAUUUGGGCAAUCAGACAGCCACUUAUUUUGUGCAGAUGACGACCAACAAUGGAUCAUCCGUGUUGUUUGUUGCAGAUCACUUGGUUCCAGGUGCCACAUCGCAGUUUGACAUCUUCGGAUCUCAAGGCAAAUUCAAGCCUUUGGAUGACCUUUCUAAAUGCUUGCAGGCGAAGAAGGAAAGCUUCGCUCCCACUCAGAGCUAUUGGGGCCCAAGAACACGUGUGAUCUUCCCGUGGGGACAACUGCCGUACAACCCUUGCUAUUCUGUUGGCAGUCUGGAAAUCACAAUUCACAGGGGCUACACAGCAGACUAUGCAUGGCAGAAGUGUCACACUUCUCCUUUCCUGGAGAAAUACGGAGAGACGACGUGGCAUGACGUACAGGAGGUGUCUGACUUCACUCCUGAAUGUCCACAUCCAACGAUUCUCACGGAGAUGGUGUGGCCGAAGGAAUCUCCUAAUCCUGACUAUUCGAGAAAAGUGAAUUAUUCUUUUGGUUGCACACACGUUGGAUCGAAAUAUGCACAAGAAGACCCUGAAGAUGUGGAGCAUUCUGUGUCUCCUGCGGCACAGAUUCUAUUUUUCAAUUGUGAUGACGAUGCUUUGAUGUCUGGAAUCAAAUUUAAAAAGGCUGAAACGCCGAUGGUGUAUUGUCGGAGAUACAAGACCGAUAUCAAUUCAGAUCCUGCUCAUGAGACCCCCGUUCAGUUUGAGGACUGCAGUGACAUUGCGACGCAGCACUGGAAGAUCCAGACGAACGAUUUACCUGGAGUUAUGGAACUUCAGAGCUGCAAAACAUCUCUAUCAGUCGUCACAGACGCAAUCAACAGCUUUGCAAACCCUGAUGCUGAUGCAAAGCUUCUCAACUUGACAAUUCCAAAUUUCGACAGUUUUUCCGCCAAGGAGAAAGAGUCAUACACUACGGCCCCAGCAAUUCAUAUUGUGGCUGCGAAUCUUGAUCAGAUUCUAUUCAGUUGUUUGCCAGGUGAAGCAACAAAUGUCCAGGUGCAGGGGCGCUCGACACUUUGCGCAAGCAACGCUGCUGUGAAAGUCAGCGAUUUGUGCCAAGCAAGAAGCAUCUUCCGAAGCCAAUAUCAACCACAAGUUGUUCAAAAAACAUGUCCUGUGCUGAUGGAAGAGUCUGCUCAGAUCGAGCCGAGCAUUGCCAUUGACACUGCUAGUGGUGGCAUGACCAUGGGCCAGCUGAGUGAAAUUCUUCGAGACCAAUCCUAUUACACGGUGCCCUUUGGAGACCCCCAUGACCUACCCUUCAACUAUACAGGGAAUGCUGCAGACAUUGACAAGGUCAUCAGUGUGGGCUUCUUAAGUGUGCAGUCUGGUGGAGGUGUUUGGGGACUCAGAUGUCCCCCAGGUGCUGUGGUGGCAUCGGACAAGUCAACCCUGCCAUAUUGCCUGCAGAUAGAUGCUGGCGCAGAGAGAGUCUUCUAUGCAUUCUCUGGCUCAAUCAGUUGUCCAGAGGGCAGCGCCGUCAGCGGUUGGUAUAACUUGCCCGGGUUUCCAGUACAAGCAGGUUCUUUUGGUGGCCCAAGCAAUGCCACAGGCUUGCGCCUUUUCUGCCGCAUGACGGCUUUGCUCUCAUCUUGCCAGCAAGCAACAACGUCUUUUUGCCAGGAGGAAGGGGUAGUCACUUCCGUGAGCUAUGACUCCAACCAGUUCAAACUCGGGUGUUGCCGGUUGCAGAGGCGGUUGGGCAUGUCGCUAACAUCAAGUCCACGAAGUACGCUGAAAUAUGAGAGCUUUGCUGGGUACUAUUGUCCCAUCAGAAUUGACAUCACAGGUUUUUCGUUUUCAGCCACAUAUAUCGAACCGCUGACUGCAGCCUAUGUGAUACAACCCAAGCCAAAGCCGCUGCUCCCACAGCAAAAGCCGGAGCAGCCCAAACUCUUGACAUUCCAUCCGGAAGAACCAGAUUACAAGGAAUAUUGCGAUCCCGCAUAUUUGCAAAACCCUUUUGCAUUCCAAGCAGCCGACUCCAUUUCAGAGAGCAACCCAUGCUUUCAUACGUUCAAUGCUCAACCUGCAACAUUAGACCCAGCACCUGAUGCACCUCUACUGAAAGGAAUUACUGAGCAGGCAUUUUGGCAAUGUGGCGAGCGGAGCAAGAGGCGAAGCUACAUGAGCAGCAUGACUGUGGCAAACAAGGCCCAGCUUGACAAAGAUGUGUCAGAUAAACAAGAACAGCUGGAGCAAAUUACGCUUGGCCUCGAACUGGCUGCAGCCAUUGUUGGCAUGAUUCCUUGGGGAAGCUACGCCGAGCCGGGCUCGAAAGGAGCAGAAGAGAUGCAAAAGCAAGUCGGAGCGCAGCAAGUCGGGUUGUUAAAGAACAACUUGAAAAAAAAGGCUCGCGACUUGCAGAAGCAAGCUGGGAAGAACAUUGGAAAGACGUUCAAGCAAAAGGUUUUGGAUGGCAUGAAGAACUUCUUGAAAAGCACUGCGAACAAUUUGAAAAACGGGUGGAAGUGGGGGAAGAAAAUGGCUGGGAAAGAUGGUUGGGACCUCUACAAAGCUGCCUUCAAGAUGGAUGUCCCGAGAAGAACAUCGAGCUAUGAAGAUGAGAAAAGACCGAAGCCCCCAACUCAAGGAGAAUUCGAGAAUAUGACUGCCGAGCUCAUCGAUCAGACAGUUCCACAGCUGAGUGGAUCCUAUGCCGCAGAUCUCUCAGCAUUGGCAGAAGCUGGGUGGAAAGAUUGUCUUCCCAUCCAGUUUGGCUUGUCCAAAGUCAUGUGUGACCUGUUUUGCAUUGAAGAUGCCGUAACAGCGGGUACUUCUGCAGUCUUGGAAAGUUUGCAAUAUUCGCAUUCGGUGCUCAUGACGAAUAUCCAAUCAUUGCUGGAUUACCAGACGCAGUACUUGCUGUGGGCAAUUGGCUCAGUGAUGGAUUCAAAGAAGGUACAGCAGGAACCGCAUGAGAUGCUCUCCGCAUCUGCUUUGUUGGAAGACAUGCGCCACCUGGAUCUCGCUGACAUGCCAAACCUGGGCCGGGAGAUUCUGGAUUGGCAUCAAAGAGCCGGCAACGAGCUCUUAUCACGAGUAGCUGGUAUGUAUAUCAAUGCGUCGACCGCCAAUUGGCCUCACAGAAUAAAAUUGAUCAAGGGCAUGCUGCAGCAUUAUCACUCUAGUCUCCACGAACGCCUUCGAGAACACCGGAAGUUGCCUGCUUCUUCUGCUGCCCAAAAGCAGAUCAAGAGCAAGUUGCAGCUGCUUCGCGAUCAAGCGUCAGAACACCGAGAAAUUGCGCAUGUGGUCAAAUCAUUGCGGAUGCAGCCUUUCCAACCUUUGACUCUGGAUUUAAAUGACCAAGUGGUGUGGACGUCCGUUUUGGAAUCGUUUCUUCGAAACCAUGAGAAGCAUGACGCCUUCAUCAUGCUGAACUUGAAAGCUUUGGACCAAGCUGAGUACGCGAUCAGUUUGGCUCACAAUUUCUCCCAAUGCGCAGGCGCUGACACCGCGGUGCUACGAGAGGCCUGGCAACGAGCCAUGCAGGCCGAGGAAAAAAGUAGCGAAGCGUUGCUGGACGCAUGGUCCGCAAGCAUCACCACAUCGGAGCGUGUGGAAGUUGCCGUGAAGGAUCAAGGCUUCUUAGACCAUUUGGUCCAGAAUGUCGGCCUUGGAGAGAUCGCCGUUGAUGGAGUUCAGUGUGGCAACGGAACUCGUCGCAUGCAAGAGCUCUAUGGACGAGCAGUAUCAACGGCAGUUGCAUCCCUGCACCCACUGGCAAUGCAGCUCAAUACGUUUGAGGUACUUGCCCACUACCAGGAGCGGCAGCUGUUGCAUAGGAGGCUCGACUACAUCCCGCGUGGAUCUACUCCCGCAUCCGGUGAGCUGAAGAGGAUAUUGACCGCAAUUUCGGAUCCUUCGCAACCUCAAGGUCGUGCCUUAGCUUUGCGGGCAGCGAAGCUCUGUAAACCAAACUGCACAGAUGAUGCUUGGAGCGGAGCACUUGAGCUUCUUCAACCAGAACCUGUAAAGGCUCUUUUGUUGCUGUGA
This is a messenger RNA of Durusdinium trenchii, 4071 nucleotides long. NCBI's taxonomy places the organism in Eukaryota, Dinophyceae, Suessiales, Symbiodiniaceae. The record is from the annotation of a GenBank genome assembly.